Penicillium soppii is the source of this 2457-nucleotide messenger RNA. RefSeq names its product putative alpha-L-rhamnosidase C. The transcript has 3 exons. NCBI's taxonomy places the organism in Eukaryota, Fungi, Ascomycota, Eurotiomycetes, Eurotiales, Aspergillaceae. Gene Ontology annotation, biological process: carbohydrate metabolic process. The coding region runs from base 1 to 2457 and encodes 818 amino acids. The record is from RefSeq and is a predicted model, not a curated record.
AUGCGAAUUUUAACCUGGCUCUCAGUUGCAAUACUUGUGCAACAUGGCAAAUGCACUGAUACCACAACCAUCCCUAGUCCAUUCUACCAGCCAUUGAAAUAUACGGCUGAAAACAAAUCUGAUCUUAUCCCCGCCGGAAAGAACUUCAGUCUGACCUUGACCUCGGAUGGAAGCACGGCCGCAGUGGUCAUAUUGGACUAUGGAAAGGAUAUUGAGGGUUAUGCAACCUUCACAGUAACCUCGCGCCAAGGGGACACGUCUGGACUUGAGCUGUCUUACAGCGAGACCCAAGGACUGCUAGAUUCAUUCAUGAGCGAUGGCCCUCUUCCAUUGUCUGCUGCCAUGGACAGCUAUCGUAUCAAUCAGUACAACAUUUCCGAAGAGUCCACCUACACCAAUCGCUUGAUCCAAGGGGGUCUCAGAUAUCAAAAGUUCAACCUUUCCACUGCAGGUGACCUUCAAAUCUCAAACAUUGGCUUCAUACCAACUGUCUCAACUACUCCAGUCACCAGUCUUCCAGGUUCAUUCGAAUGUUCUGAUCAGCGUUUGACCCGAAUCUGGCAGACUGGUGCCCGGACUAUUCAACUGAGUGAAAUCCCUGCAAAAUCACUACCAGAUUUCUGGGAGAUCACAUCUGAAGGCGCAUUCGUCCAGAAUGCGGUACCCCAGCCAUAUUUCAGUGACUUUGCUCCAUCGUUGACCCAGUAUCAAUUGGAAUUCUGGGCCAAACCUAUUAAAGGAGGGUUCGGAUUCACGUUGCUUAGUGAUACACUAGGCAGCGGCAUCUACCUGUUUUUGAAUGCUGCCAAUUCGUCGCUAUCAGCUCAUGCCGGUUCUACCGAGAUGGAUUCUCUUCCUCUGGCCUCGGCAGAAUUAGGUACAUUCCCACUCAAUGAGUGGUAUCAGGUCACUGCCUUGGUCAACAUGACCGAAAUCUCUGUGUCUAUUGGAGAAAAAUCAGUUCUUCAGUUCUCACAAACCUCUGCCUUUGCAGGCUCCUUUGGUUUGGGUGCUUCUUUUGGACAAUCAACGUAUUUUCAAAAUGUCUCUCUGAAAACCAAUGGGCAAGUGCUAUAUUCAUCAACGCUUACCACCAAGAAAUGUUUGCAAGAUUUUCUACUCGGCACGAACCCAUUGCCAGUGAUUGUGGACGGCUCUAGAAGGGACAGGAUUUCAUAUCCAGGUGAUCUUGAUAUCUCCACGGGACCCUCAUUUGCGAGUACUGGUGGCCGUGAGUUUAUCAACGGUUCUAUCGACCUAAUUGGUUCAUUCCAGUUACUUCCUGGGUUCUUUGCUUCCGCCGUCAAAAUUCAACAGCCAGCACGAACGUCUAUUAUCCAGGCUAAUAUGACUGGCUUGAUUGGAUACUCCUUCGAUCUGGUUGCCGCCAUGGGCGAAUACCAUCAGAUGACUGGCGACGUCGUAUUUGCACACAAAUGGGCCCCGAAAAUCACGCACAUGCUAGACUGGGCCGACUCCCAGACCUUGUCCAAUGGUCUAUUCAACAUUUCCAGUAGCAUCCUUGGAGGGGACUGGAACUAUUACGACCCAGCGCAGACCGGUGUUGUCACAAAAUUCAAUGCCAUCUAUGCCUAUUCUCUUCAGCAAUCGCUCUCAUUGCUCUCGGCCGCCGAUAUUGAUACAGCUCCUUACCAAGCUCGCUUCGAUGCUCUUAGAAGCGCAAUCGAUGAGCACCUCUGGAAUGACUCUUUGAAGGCGUAUUUCAUUUCAGAGUCUCACCAAAACGCUCUCGCACAAGAUGCAAAUGCGUUGGCUGUUUUGACAAACAUUCCGCAUGGAAAUCACACCUCAACUAUGGUCAUGUCCGCUCUCUCAAGAGAGCUUUUUGUGCCAGCAGGCGCUUUGGCAUUCUCCAACACAAGUGUUUCUGCAGGCUUCACACAAAGUAUUAGUCCAUUUGCAUCAGGCUACCACCUGAAAGCUGCUUUCUACGCCAACGACAGUCAGACGGCCAAGCAUCUUCUCUAUACAAUGUGGAAUUCCAUGAGCGACCCGCAUAAUGCUAACUACACGGGCUGUUUCUGGGAAACCCUGACUUCCGAUGGACUACCUGGCCUGGGAGAUACGACGUCGAUGUGUCAUGCAUGGUCCUCAGGACCGACCGCUGAACUCAGCCGCAAUGUUCUUGGGAUACAAGCCGCGGCUCCGGGGUUUAAAGAAUGGAAAAUCAUGCCGCAGACGCUUGACCUUAAUUGGGCCAAAGGAAAACACCCCACACCGCUCGGGGAUAUCCAAGUCGGCUGGGAAUUUGACCAUCAUGGCCUACUGACCAUGAACGUUAUGAGCCCAAACGGAACCAAUGGUCGCGUCUACCUACCAAAGCCCCUGAAAAAGCCCCUAUCAAGGUAUAAGUUAUCGGCUGGUAGUGUAGUUCAGGAUGACGGCUCAUUUGUCAUCCAUGGAGGCUCCAAAUUCACUUUCCAUCAGACCCGCUAG